Molecule: messenger RNA, 2248 nt
Organism: Herpailurus yagouaroundi (jaguarundi)
Lineage: Eukaryota; Metazoa; Chordata; Mammalia; Carnivora; Felidae
Product: rho GTPase-activating protein 20-like
Exons: 14
Coding region: 227-1966 (579 amino acids)
Biological process (GO): signal transduction; regulation of Rho protein signal transduction
Molecular function (GO): GTPase activator activity
Source: RefSeq, a predicted model, not a curated record
AUAUGAAUCCACAGUUAGCUCAAAAUAAAAAAUCAAAAGGUAGAGGCCAAAUCAGGGAAACAAGUGUGUCAGUUUGUCAGUUAUGACCUAAGCCUUAGAACCGUGACAUCAUAAUGGCAGUGAUCUUGACUACUGUGGAAUCCUCAGGCUUCAAGCAUUUUACAGUACUCCGCCACGUGCUGUAGACUCACUUCGAUUUUCAGUGCCAAGAACUGAAGAAAAAUGGAUGUUCACAUCAAUCAGAAAGCAUGCUGAACUUUUAGGUGGCCAUUCAAGGCUUCACCUUAUAAGGGAAAGCUCUUCUGUUGACAUGGACGCCCACAGCGAAAACACUACAUCAUCUGAGGGUGCCACCCAUACCCUGCUUAUCCAUGGCCCUGUUGAACUCAAGCAAGGCUGGAGGAGGCAGAAACGGCACCUCUUCUUGUUCAAUGAUUUGUUGCUGAUGUCUAAUACGGAUUAUAAAAACACCUUUAAGAUAAAAAAUCAAAUACCACUGAGCACCAUGUGGAUAACCAACUGUACGGACAAAGUGGGAGAUACCAGCAUCAAUGCUGAGAGGUCCUUCAUCUUGGGCUGGCCCACGGUGAACUUUGUGGCCACCUUCAGGUCUUCCGAACUAAAGGAAAAAUGGUGCUCUUUCCUUCAAAGGUACAUCAAUCUAGCCAAGGAGAAGGACCAGCCAAAAAGCAUUCCCCUCCAAAUCUUCACUGGAGACAUUGAGAACUGUGGCGGUUCUGUAACUGUAACAGUGGCAAAUUCAGACACAGCGAAUGACAUUAUCAACAUGUCACUACCAAUGCUAGGAAUAACUGGCUCUGAGAAAGACUAUCAGCUGUGGGUCAGUUCUGGCAAAGGAGAAGCCCCACAACCACUAAUUGGACAUGAACAUCCCUAUGGAAUUAAAAUGAGCCAUCUUCCAUCUACUCCACUGCUGCCACAGGGACCAGAGGCCUCCAUCUCUCCUUCCACCCUCCAGGAGCCCCUCCUUCCAAAGGAGGGGUUCCCAGAGAUGCAAGGCCAGUUCAUCCUGAAGCCCAGGCACCCAGUGCAGAACCAGCAAGGGAGAGGUUCAGGCCAGAAGACAGUUAAAAGGAAUCCUUUCAUAAACUGGGCCUUUAGGUGGGGCCCCAGAGCUUGCCAGGACAGCCAGUGCACAGCUCCACCUUCUGCAAAGCCAGCACAGCUCUUCGGAGUUUCCCUCAUGGAUGUGUGUGAUAAUGACCACCUGCCCUCCCCCAUUCUGGAUAUGCUUUGCUUUAUCAAUCAAAAAGGGCCAUUCACAGAAGGCAUCUUCAGAAAAUCAGCCAAUAUGAAAUCAUGCAGAAUCCUGAAGGAGAAACUAAAUUCUGGGGACAAAGUGAACUUGGACAGUGAAUCUGUUCUUGUGGUAGCAUCUGUCUUAAAGGAUUUUCUUCGAAAUAUCCCAGGAAGCAUAUUUUCAUCCGAUCUCUAUGACAAAUGGCUUGCUGUUGCUGAUCAAGGGAAUGAGGAGGAGAAAGUAACUGCAGCCCAGAGGCUGUUAGACCAGCUGCCAAGAGUGAAUGUUGUUCUCUUGCAAUACCUUUUUGGAGUGUUAUACAAUAUUGAGCAGCAUUCCUCAUCCAAUCAGAUGACAGCUUACAAUUUAUCAGUGUGUAUAGCCCCAAGCAUUCUUUGUUCAUCUAAUUCCUGCAGCUCGGGAUUAGAAAGCAACUUCAUAAAAAAGGUUUCUCUUGUACAAUUUCUCAUUGAAAACUGCCUCAAGAUAUUUGGGGAAGACAUCACUUCCCUCUUGGGAGAGAGCUCAACGAGCUGUGAUAACAGCGAGAAUGCUGUAGUGACAGCACAACAACCUCUUGAAUCCAAGCCAGCGGCGGUGAUAGUGAUUUACAAAAAGGCACAACUGCAGGAUAAUACCAAGACUUCAUCUGGCAUGGAUCCACAUAGCCACCUGUCUACAGUUCUCAAAGUCACUGAAGACUAGAAUCUCCAUAAUGACACUUGAUCCUUCCUUUUCCUCUAUUUCAUAUAAAAUAGGAAAUAUAAAGAACUCUUUCCAAUGAAUGAAAAAUGAGCCCCUUCCAAGGCCCCAGUUUAUCCCGUUUGAGUUUUUCUUUUCCUCGAUCCCAUUUGUCCCUAUUGAGGUAAGCUUCCCACAAAAUAUCUCUUCUAUCUUCAAUGCCUACCACAUCAUAUUAUAUAUUUAUUGUAUUGUUUUGCAUUGUAUAGUUUUAUAUUAAUACAAUAAAAAUCACUCCCUAACUCA